Molecule: messenger RNA, 2037 nt
Organism: Penicillium canescens
Lineage: Eukaryota; Fungi; Ascomycota; Eurotiomycetes; Eurotiales; Aspergillaceae
Exons: 1
Coding region: 1-2037 (678 amino acids)
Source: RefSeq, a predicted model, not a curated record
AUGGCUCGGCAAAUCCAGGACUUUUCACUGCUCGACGCAAGCAUCUCGGAGCUCCAAUCCGCUCUCUCUUCAGGCACGCUCUCUAGCGUCGAUCUUGUAUCAAGAUAUCUCCGAAGAAUCAGCGUAUUCGAUGCAAAUGGCAUCAAACUCAGUGCAAUCCCAAUUAUAAACCCGUCCGCCAUCGACGAUGCAGCGGCCUCCGAUGCCCGACGCGCAGCGGGUCUACCACCGCGGCCACUAGAGGGUAUCCCAUACCUCGCCAAAGACAGUAUCAAAGUCAAGGGCAUGAGCGUCGCGAGCGGAUCGCCAGCUUUUGAAACCCUGAUUGCCAACGAAGAUGCAGCGUGUAUCAACGUUCUCCGCGAUGCCGGUGCGAUCCUCCUAGGCCGCACUAAUAUGCCUGCAAUGGCAUACGGUGGUAUGCAGCGUGGCUGCUACGGCCGUGCCGAAAGCCCAUAUAACAGCGCAUAUCUGGCUGCGGCGUAUGCAUCAGGCUCAUCGAAUGGAUCUGCAGUCGCUACUGCAGCCAACUUUUGUGCCUUUUCGCUCGGUAGUGAGACCGUUUCUUCGGGCCGUUCGCCUGCAUCUAACAACUCCGUCGUCGCUUAUACACCUUCGAAAGGCCUACUUCCUCUUCGCGGUGUCUGGCCUCUCUACGCCACCUGUGAUGUCCUGGUACCUCACACCAGGAUUAUGGCCGACAUGUUCCACGUUCUCGAUGUCCUAGCCGUUUCUGAUCCUACCCCGAAAGGUGAUUUCUAUCAGGAGCAAAAGCUCAUUUCUCUGCCUUCAAUCGAUACACUUCGGCCGCAAUCAUUUUCAAUGCUCCGGGACAGUUUGUCCUUGCGCGGGAAGCGUAUCGGCGUGCCAUCGAUGUACAUCGGAGGCGAUCAGUCAUCCCUCAACCCCGCCAGCAAAGUCAAUACACGUCCCUCAAUUGUCAAACUCUGGCAACAUGCCAGAGAAGUACUUGUAACGUGCGGCGCGGAGAUAAUCGAAACAGACUUCCCACUUGUAACAACUUACGAAUCUAAUGCCGACAAAGGCCAGCUUGUCACAGUUGCAGGACUACCAAAAGGCUGGUCAGCAAUGGAGCGAAGCGAGCUAGUAGCGCACAUCUGGGAUGAUUUCCUCAUUACAAAUGGGCAGGAAGGUCUCAGCUCUCUGGCGCAGGUCGAUCCAGCUACCAUUUUCCCGCUCGCGCCGUGGUCAUUGAAGGGGUCUCCCGAUGCAGCGAAUGCGCUGCGAUGGGACGAUAUGGUAAAGUACCCGCUCAGGAGACCUGAUUCUAUUUUCGAUAUCCCGGGACUUAAGGAUGGGAUCCAGGCGCUGGAAAAUGCGCGCAAAGAGACGUUUGAGAGGUGGAUGGAUGGGCUUGGGCUUGAUGCUGUGGUUUUCCCGGCUAAUGGUGAUGUGGGGGCCGCGAAUUCGGAUCGUGACGAGGUUUCUUCAUUAUUUGCUUGGAGUAAUGGGGUUAAAUAUUCCAAUGGGAAUAGGCCUAUCCGGCAUCUAGGUGUGCCCACCAUUUCGGUUCCUAUGGGACUUAUGGAGGAUACGGGGAUGCCUGUGAAUCUCACUUUUGCUGGGAAGGCGUAUGACGAUAACAAUUUGCUUAAGUAUGGGUUUGCAUUUGAGGAGGCGAUGAAGGGUCGCGUGAAGCCUUCGUCUGUACCUGCCCUUGACUCCGAUUGUAUCAAGGUUGGUCAGAACACUUGCUCAUGGACUUCUCACCCUGCCGCUGAGUUGGUGGUGCAGGCUCAGUCGAAGAAAACGGAGGACUCCAAGGUUGUUGUUCACAUUGAGGGGUUGGUGGUACCUAAUGAUAUUGAACUGGAUUUACUAUCAUGCUAUGUCAAUGGCCAACCCUUCAACGCUGUCUCGGAUCGUGGUAGAUGGUCCCUUGUCGCAUCUUAUCCUGCUUCUGAGCGUGAUCAAACCUGGCAGAGAUGGUCGAGUCCUGCUUUAACCGAGACUAUUGUUGUCAUUAUAGCUCGUACAAAGUCUGGUUCGACCGCUGGAAAAUUGAUAUUGCUGUAA